Cuscuta campestris is the source of this 1139-nucleotide messenger RNA. The record is from the annotation of a GenBank genome assembly. NCBI's taxonomy places the organism in Eukaryota, Viridiplantae, Streptophyta, Magnoliopsida, Solanales, Convolvulaceae.
GACCACUUUCUCUAUAAAUUGGGACCCCCUCUCUUCCUUUUUACACACACAAACACAAUUCUCUCCCUUCCUCUUGCAUAUUUCUCCUCCUUUACAACUUUUUUUUUCAGAUUUCUUCAUCACCAUGGGGAAAGACAAGAGCAGGGCAGACACUUCCGGAAAAUCCAAGUCCAAAUCCCAGGCUCCAUCCACGACCUCCGAGGAACGCCUCUACUACGGCGAUGGGUCGUACCUCUGGUUCGAUUCCGAGGAGGAGCGCACCCGAUUUCUACCCUUCUUCUCUAAACGGGUUGUGGCUCCCCCACGAAUCAUCCCGGAGCGUUACCCGGAGUUGCAGGGCUACGACGACCUCGACGCGCAGCUUCAUCAAGCCGGCCUUUGGCCGUUCGUCUCCCGGGCACGAAAGGAGAUCAACCCGGUGCUGAUCCGGGCCUUCUACUCCAACCUCCGGCGUGAGGACGACGCGAAAUUUGUCAUGAUCAACAUGACGAUCGCCACCUCCACCGAGCACGACCACCUCCUCCUGUACCCGUUUUUGGUGAUGGACAUCCUUGAACGGUUCAAGGUAACCACCACCGUUGGCCCGCUCACGAAGGCCACGAAGCUUUGGACAAUCAGCAACCAAACCUUCAUCAAGCGGUCGGACAACGCCGCGCCUGCCACUGUCGCGCCACGCCGCACUGCCUCUACCGCUGGCCCAGCCGAACCCCUGGCCCGGGCCAACCUCGCCUCCGUCGCCGACUCCCUCAACUGGCUCCACCUCAAAGUUGACGGGAUGAGGAGCUACCUUGAACGGCUCGACGUGGCUGUUCAACGCCAAGGGUACGCCAUGAACGCGUACUUCCAAGGCAUCAACUACGUCCCUCCACCACUUCACGGCACCUUUCUCUGGGAAGUCUACGGUGAUGAAGACGAAGAGGAUGAGUCCUUCUCCCAGUCAAGCUCCCCGGACGAGGAUCAGUUUGACGAUGCCAUUGAUGGUGAUGAGAUGGACGUCGACGACGACGACGAGGAAACCGAAGACGAAGCCUAGGACUCCCCUAGAUUUUCUAUCUCUUCUCCUUUAAUAAUCAUGUCUUUUAUUCUUGCUUCCGUUGUACUCCGCUAUUUCCUUUAUUAAAUAAAAUCACCUUGUCUAU